Messenger RNA from Protopterus annectens (West African lungfish), 4014 nucleotides. It is a transcript of the gene NOD2, whose product is annotated as nucleotide binding oligomerization domain containing 2. Bases 740 to 3784 code for a protein of 1014 amino acids. The record is from RefSeq and is a predicted model, not a curated record. The transcript is spliced from 13 exons. Gene Ontology annotation, cellular component: cytosol. Gene Ontology annotation, molecular function: protein binding. Gene Ontology annotation, biological process: positive regulation of canonical NF-kappaB signal transduction; regulation of apoptotic process; response to muramyl dipeptide. NCBI's taxonomy places the organism in Eukaryota, Metazoa, Chordata, Ceratodontiformes, Protopteridae.
GCAGGUUUCUAAGUUUGUAACAGGUAGUUUUUAAAAUCUGUUCCUAUUUUGUGGCAUUUGUUCCGUCAUUAUUUUACGCUUUGUCCAGAUUACUUGCGUUAAGAGCUUCUCACUUUGUUAUGAAAUAUCCCAGAUCUUAACAUGCCUGCAACUUAGUUCAAGACUACCGAAAGAGGUCGGAGUAUGACUAAUAAAAUACCAGCCAAGCCCAAGCAGCAGUUUUAAGCCUAAGACGCUUCAUACCACAAAGUACCAAUUUCUGUAGUAUGAUGGGAAUUGUAGUUCCUUACUUGCAGUAGGCAGCAUCUGCGUCCGCUGUAUGAAGACGUCCUUCUAAAUGGCAGACAGAAUGUGGCUGUGGUUCAAAUCACGGAGGUGUACAGCUCUGCCGGAAUAAAAAGAAAUCGCCAGCCGCGUUUCAUCCUUCACAGCAUAAAGUAACACAUCAGCAAAACGCUAGAGAGUCAUCAUUCGCUCUGGUGUUAAAAGUAACUGCUGUCUGCUUCGGAAUGUCGGGCAAGUACCAGGAGAACUUCAGCUUGCUCAGAGGUGCCUGACUUAACCAAUUCAACUGUUCUUUAUUGAACUACGAUCUGGAAAAGUGCCACACUGAUGAGGAAACUGCUAGCUGGUGAUAAGAGAACAAGAAUACAAUGGAGAGUCUGGUUCUUCAUCUAAAGCUGCAGAUGGCUUUGACUCUGUUUACUUAAUAUGGUGUUGAAGAUCUUCAAAAUGUGGAAUGAGUGCACAGCAGGAUCUCAGAGACCAGCGAGAUCAACUCGUCACAAAUUUAGGCAGAGGAGCAGCCGAAAACUUUCAAAGUAUACUCGACUUAUUAUUGUCCUGGGAGGUUCUGACCUGGGAAGAUUACGAAAGUAUAAAUAUCCCAGUGUACAGUCAAUCCAAUUCUGUACGGACACUUUUAGAUAUUGUUAGCAGUAAAGGAGAGCAAGCCUGUGAAUUGUUUGUGAGUGCAUUCAAGACAGUCCAUAGAGGUACACAUGAGACUGAAUCAGCAUUGCCUACAGCCUUGUCAGCUGUACAGAGAAAGGAAUCCUGUUCAGCCGUCUUGACUCUACAGAAGCUAAGGCCAGUUUUAGUCAAGAAAAUUCACAGUUAUGUUGGAAAUAUACUGAAAGAACUGCUUGCUAAAGGAUUAUUUACAACAUUUGAAUGUGACGAAAUUCAGCUGCCAAUUAACACACCUUCACAACAGGCACGGCAUCUCCUCAAUCUGAGCAGAACAAAGGAUGAAGCAGUGGCCCGAUAUCUACUGAAUUACAUUCAGCACCUGGAAGAAAACAGCCAGCAACCAGUAAGAGACUUCAUUUGGCAAAGCUAUAAAAAUAGACUAAGAAGUAUCAUCUCUGCACAGUCUCAAUAUCUGAAUACUUAUGACAGGACUGAAAACGUCAGUUUGGAAGACAUUUACAUUGAUGGCGUUCUAGAGGUACAAAACGCUGGGUCAGAUAAUACUCAGAAACAUUCAUCGUGCAUAUUGGGUCUGACUGAUAUCUUCUCAGACUAUGGAACAUCAAAUGAAGAGGCGGACACGGUCGUUAUCUUGGGUGAAGCAGGUAGCGGCAAAAGCACACUAUUGCAGCAGCUCCAUCGACUAUGGGCUACUGACAGGGCCUUCCAGAACUUCUGGCUCAUCUUCCCGUUCAGCUGCAGAAGUCUAAAUUCCAUUGAGGGACCAUUGUCUUUAAAAUCUCUUCUGUUUGAGAAGUGCUGUUGGUCUGGAGAUGACCAAGAUAAGAUCUUUCAGUGGAUCCUUAAUAAUCCAGAAAAGAUCUUGUUCACUUUUGAUGGGUUUGAUGAAUUUAAGUUUAAAUUCACAGAUGUGGAGAAGCAUUGUUCUCCAACAAAUACCACCACUAUACAAAAUAUUCUCUUCAAUCUCAUUCAAGGCAACUUGAUGAAAAAUGCUAAGAAGCUAGUGACUAGCAGACCAGGUGCAGUAUCCCCGGUUAUGAAGAAGUACAUUCAGAAAGAGGUCAAUCUGAAGGGCUUCUCUCAGGAAGGAAUUGAACUUUUUAUCAGAAAGCAUUACAGUGAUGUAAGCACUGCUGAUCAGUUGAUAAACUUAGUGAAAACAAACUCUGCUCUACAUGCUUUGUGUCACGUCCCAGUUUUCUGUUGGAUUGUUUCUAAGUGCCACAAGGAAUUAAUGCCCAACAGAACCUCCUCUCUACAGACUAUGACAGAUGUUUAUUUUUUGAUCUUGCAACACCUGCUUCUGCAUACUGUGGGACACUGUGAAUUAGCUGGUCUACAGAGUAAAGCCAACACAGUUCGUCAUUUGAGCAAGCUGGCAUUUAAUGGCCUGUGCGCUUGCUGUUAUAUGUUCUCAAGGAGAGAGCUACAGGAGGCAGAAGUAGGCCAGGAGGACAUUUCUGCUGGAUUUCUGGUCCAUUCAAGAAGCUUUUCAUGCAAGGAAGGUACAUCAGAUCAGCACUUUGAAUUUCUACAUAUUACCAUACAGUGUUUUUUUGCUGCACUGCAUAUAGCAUUGAAUAAUGGCUUCAGUCACUCUGCCAUAUGUGUUCUGUUUAAAUGCAGCAGUAAAAGAACGUUAACAGGAUGUACUAGCAUGCAUCGUUAUUGCUUUUAUCCAUCUCAUGAGCAAGAUGAAGAAAACAGAACGUUGCUGCUAGAUGCAGAACGCCCAAACCUUGAAUUAACUGCUACUUUUCUUGCAGGUCUUCUCUCGUCUAGGCAUGUUGGCAGUCUAUCUGAGUUUUAUGAGAGAGAGAACAUUCUCAGAAAACAUGAACUUGUUAAGAAGUAUUUGAUAAAAGGUAUGCAAAAACACUUCAGAUCGAUACCAGCACCUCUUCCUGGGGAAAAGAAAAGUAUGCAUGCCAUGCCAGAAUUUAUCUGGCUGAUUAAGUGCAUUUAUGAAAUUCAGGACUGCAGCUUUGCCAAGCAUGCUGUUGCUAAACUGGAUGUGGAGCAUUUGAAGCUCACAUAUUGUGGCAUAGGCCCUGCAGAAUGCACUGCUCUAGCCUAUGUGCUAAAACACUUGAAGAUUCCCAUUGGAUUACAGUUGGAUCACAAUUUGAUAGGAGAUGUGGGAACUGGACAGCUUCUUCCUUGCCUGGGCACCUGUCAUUCUCUUUAUUUACGGAACAACAAUAUAUCUGAUGAUGGUAUCGCUAAACUUCUUGAAAGAGUCCUUCAGUGUCCUGACUUUAAUAAGAUUGCAUUGUUCAACAAUAACUUGACAGAUGACUGCAUGCACUGGUUUGCAAAGCUUCUAAAACAGAAUCAGCAUUUUUUGGCACUAAGGCUGGGAAACAAUCAUAUCAAAGAAAGGGGAGCGGAAGACCUGGCCAAAGGGUUGAAAGCAAAUAACUCAAUUCAGUGGCUGGGACUUUGGGGGAAUAAGAUUGGAGAUAGAGGUGCAUGUGCCAUUGCAGAAGCUCUUCACAAUAACACAAGUUUAAUAUGGCUCAGUCUGGUUGAUAACAACAUUGGAAACAUCGGGAUUCAAGGAUUAGCCAUGUUGAUUGAAAAGAACACAGUACUUGAGGAACUCUGCCUUGAUGACAACAAACUUGAAGAUGAAGAUGUUUAUUGCUUAGCUGAUGCAAUUCUGAAGAAUUCGGCACUUAAAAUACUUAAACUUACAAAUAAUAGAAUUACCACCCGUGGCAUUAUGUACCUUCUUGAAAAGCUUGAAUCCAACACCACCAUAAAAUCAGUUUGGCUGAGAGGAAAUCAACUUACAGAUGAAGAACAACAGAAUUUUGAAAAAACAGAUGAAAGACUUACGUUCUGACCUCCUGUUUGCAGACUAUAAUUUGUUUCUUGUACUAUGUUGUGCUUGCUUUAGGAGAAUAUUUUUUUAUAAUUAAUAAAUGUUUAUUUAUAAAGUUGUACUUUCACAGUUAAUUUAUUUUAUGUUUUUAUGGAGUCUGCACAAAAGAGUAUUUUUUUAAUAAAAUUUUGUGAACAAUUGUUCAAAGCCUGGAAUGAUGAAAAGAUUACAUCCAUCAGCAAAUUGCCACA